Messenger RNA from Enhydra lutris kenyoni (northern sea otter), 2195 nucleotides. Its product is annotated as osteomodulin. Gene Ontology annotation, molecular function: protein binding. The transcript has 3 exons. The record is from RefSeq and is a predicted model, not a curated record. NCBI's taxonomy places the organism in Eukaryota, Metazoa, Chordata, Mammalia, Carnivora, Mustelidae. The coding region runs from base 286 to 1533 and encodes 415 amino acids.
ACAUAAAUCUGACCAACAGCACAAGCAUCUCAAUUUGAAUCCACAAAGUUUUGGAUAAUGAAAAGAAAUACAUAAUCUUAAUUCAACCCAAGUGUUUUCCAAGCAGAUUAUAUUUGCUUAAAUUGCUACAGUAAUUCAAGGACAGCCCUGUCUGGACACACAGUUACUGUGGAUUUUUAAGAGACUCAGUUAAAGAAUUUAGGAAUAUCUGAUUCAAUUUACAGGAUUUGCAAAUUCAUCAACCCCUGAAAACUAAAGCAAACUUAACAGGACAAAAAAAGGAACAUGGGCUUUUUAAGUCUAGCACAUGUCCUUUUCUUCUUUUUUGGAGUCAAAGUAUAUUGCCAAUAUGAAAAUUAUCAAUGGGAUGAAGAUUAUGAUCAAGACCCAGAUGAUGUCUACCAACCAGAAUUCCAAUUUCAUCAAAAUGAGGACUUUCAAGUUCCUUUUCAUCAGUAUAUGUUAGGCUGUGCCACUGAAUGCUUCUGUCCACCCAAUUUUCCAUCAUCAAUGUAUUGUGACAAUCGCAAACUCAAGACUAUCCCACGUGUCCCAGCACACAUACAGCAGGUCUACCUUCAAUUCAAUGAAAUUGAGGCUGUGACUGCGGAUUCAUUCAUCAACGCAACUCAUCUCAAAGAAAUCAACCUCAGCCACAACAAAAUUACAUCGCAAAAGAUUGAUCAUGGUGUGUUUGCUAAGUUGUCAAAUCUACUACAACUUCACCUACAGCAUAACAAUUUAGAAGAAUUUCCAUUUCCUCUCCCUAAGUCUUUGGAGAGACUUCUUCUUGGCUAUAAUGAGAUCUCCAGAUUGCAGACAAAUGCCAUGGAUGGGCUAGUAAACUUGACAAUGCUUGAUCUCUGUUACAAUCAUCUCGAGGAUUCCAUGUUACAAGAAAAUGUACUUGCCAAAAUGGAAAAAUUAAUGCAGCUCAACCUAUGUAAUAACAGAUUAGAGUCAAUGCCUCCUGGUCUGCCUUCUUCACUUAUGUAUCUGUCUUUGGAAAAUAAUUCAAUUUCUGCUAUACCAGAAAAUUACUUCAAAAAACUUCCCAAACUCCAGGCUCUACGAAUGUCACACAACAAACUACAAGAUAUCCCACAUGAUAUUUUUAAUCUUCCCAACCUUAUAGAGCUCAAUGUUGGACACAACAAACUGAAGCAAGCAUUCUAUAUUCCAAGAAAUUUACAACACCUAUACCUAGAAAAUAAUGAAAUUGAAAAUAUCAAUGUUACAGUGAUGUGUCCGUCUGUUGACCCACUGUAUUACCACCACUUAACGUACAUCCGUAUGGACCAAAAUAAGCUGAAAGAGCCAAUAAGCUCAUACGUUUCCCUCUGCUUUCCUAAUUUACACACUAUUUAUUAUGGUGAGCAAAGAAGCGCUAAUGGGCAAACAAUACAACUGAAGACUCAAGUUUUCAGGAGAUUUCCGGAUGAUCCUGAUAGUGAAGAACAUGAAGAUCACCAAGAAGGUCCAGAACAAGAAGAAACAGAAGAAAACACUGACCCUCUCUAUUACGGAAGUUAAGAAUGGCAAGAAACUAUAUAGGUAUAUAUUUAUGAUUGUAUACAAUGGUAUUAUUCAGUAUUAAUUGAACUAAACAUGGAAGGCUCACAGUAAUAUAUCUAGAAUCAUGCAUUAGUAUAAGAUCAGACUGAAUUUAAGUUGUUGGUAACACUUGCAUCAUUACACAGUAUUCAAACUUACUUAAAAUUACACAAGUCUUUAGAAAUAUAAAUUAGAAUGACAUGGGAAUAAAAAACUAAACUUUAAAAAUAACAGUAUUAUCAGGCUGAGGAGAAAAGAAAGUAUGCCAUCUCUAGUGAUAUUAACUGUUGUAAGAGUGACGAAAACAGCAGCACUAGAAGCCAAGAACUGGAAGAGGCCAGCGCUGAGAUGCCCGGGCUUAUGUUCAUGUAACGGGCAGUCAUUCACUCAGGAGUCCGUUAUUUUCUUUGACUUGAUCUCCAGAAAAGCAUUCACACUUGUAUGUGAAAUCUUAUCACCAUGACAUCCACCUCCCUGGCCCUACCACUGAGAGCAAGAGAGGAUGCUUCUGAUUUUCAAAAGAGGCCAUUCUGCUACAGAUCCAAGACUUGUAGUUUCACGAAAUCAACUGGUCUUUGUUUUUCUCCCAGAGCACCAAAGCCACACAAUUCUAAAACAUGUAUUUGGAUAACUAAAAAAAA